Molecule: messenger RNA, 2044 nt
Organism: Vicia villosa (hairy vetch)
Lineage: Eukaryota; Viridiplantae; Streptophyta; Magnoliopsida; Fabales; Fabaceae
Product: plant intracellular Ras-group-related LRR protein 9-like
Exons: 3
Coding region: 219-1775 (518 amino acids)
Molecular function (GO): protein binding
Source: RefSeq, a predicted model, not a curated record
AUUUAACAAGUGAGGAAGAUGGUCUCUCUCACUUCCCAAUCGUAUCCAAACCAAACAAGCAAACAAAAGCAGAUCGAUAAUCUCAACGGUGCACUAAUUAUAAUACUAAUCUAAUACUAAUCUUCCCAAUAUAUAAACCAAUUCAUCACCAUCUUCCCCUCACAUCACAUCACACAAUCCCAAAACUAACACUCUCUCUCAUCUCAAUUCCCAACGCCAUGGAUCCCAAUCCAGGAACCUUCCCGAUUCUCUCUUACGUCAUGUCCCGUUUCCCUUCCUUAUCAUCCCUAACCUCCGCCGCCACCGCCGCCACACACCCCGAAACCGAAUUAUACGACAUCGACAUCGAACAGCCACCCUCAGAAAUCAUCGGCAAAAUGCCUAACCUAGCCGACCCCGAACUAAUCGCCUCCAUGGGCCGGGCCAUCGCCAACGUUCAUCAGGCCCGGUCCGUCCUCAACCUAAUCGGCGAGCGGCCGACUCACGAGGAAAUCGACCACGCCAAGGCCAAGCUCGCGGUGACUGAAGCCCAGCUAUCCCGUCAGCUGGAAGAAAUCGUGCACCAGCCGAGGCCGCCGGAGAUCGAGAUCCAAGGAUGGCGGGCUCACCAAGCGGAGAAGGAGAAGGAGUGUAGGGAAGAGGCGGAGAAGGAGAAGCGGAUUUGGAAAUCGCUUAUUCAGCUUGAUGAGAUGCAUGAGGCUUAUGAGAAGCUGCUUAAGGAGUCUGAGAAGCGGUUGGUUAAAAUGUAUGGUUCUGGUGGAGAUGGUGAUGUUGGAGGAGAUGGUGAUAAUGGUGAUGAGGUGAAUGAAGAGGUUGUGGGGAUUCUGCAGGAGGCGGAUGGGAAAGGAAUAGAGAGAAUUGACCUUUCUGGCCGGUCAUUGAAGAUUUUGCCGGAAGCUUUUGGUCGGAUUUCUGGUUUGCUUGUGCUUGACGUUUCAGCUAAUCAGCUUUCGGCCAUUCCCGACUCAAUAGCUGGGUUGCAAAAUCUGGAGGAGCUUAAUCUCUCUGCAAAUCUUUUGGAAUCACUGCCCGAUUCAAUUGGGUUGCUGCAAAAGUUGAAAUUGCUCAAUGUUUCUGGAAACAAGCUUACUGCCCUUCCUGAUUCCAUUUGUCAGUGCAGGUCAUUGGUGGAGCUGGAUGCAAGCUUUAACAAUCUGUCCUACUUGCCAACAAACAUUGGGUAUGAAUUACCGAACUUGAAGAAACUCAUAAUUCAUUUGAACAAAAUCCGAUCUCUUCCCUCGUCCAUUUGUGAGUUGAAGUCGUUAUGCUAUUUGGAUGCUCACUUCAAUGAGCUACACGGGCUUCCAAUAGCAAUCGGGAGACUGACUAAUCUGGAAGUUCUCAACUUGAGCAGUAACUUCACUGAUCUUAUAGAGCUUCCCGAGACAUUUGGUGAAUUGACUAAUCUCAGGGAAUUGGAUCUCAGCAAUAAUCAGAUUCAUGCACUUCCCGAUACAUUCGGUUACCUUGAUAAUUUGACCAAGCUCAACUUGGAACAGAAUCCUCUUGAAGUGCCACCUGUGGAGAUUGUAAAUCAAGGGGUGGAAGCCAUAUUGACUUUUAUGACCAAGAGGUGGAUUGAUAUCUUGCAAGAGGAAGAAAGUAAGAGCAAUCAAGAAAUGCAAGAACAAGUAGAGGGUGGCUGGUUAACUCGAAGCACGUCGUGGUUGAAGAAUGUUUCUGGAAAUGUAGCUGGGUAUAUCGGAACUACUGUUGGAUCUCCCGUGUCACCCAAAUCUCCCACUGAGGCAUAUCUUAAUCAACAGCGAUAAGGUGAGAUUUGUCCAACUCUUUAUCAGGAACUGUCAAGCAUGCAUUUCUGAUGAUGAUUGUAGAUUACAGAUACUAUGUUUGUUACCAAGCAGUAGUUUCUGCUGCUACUUUUUUCUUUUGUUCUCAACCCAAUAUUCAACAUAAGGGUAGGGUGCUUUGGUAAUUAACUUGUAUAAUGGAGGGGCAUGCAUGCCACUCACAGGAACUGACUAAAUUUUGAUAAUUUGUUUAUUUUAAAUUUAAAUCAAAAUAAUUAUACACUUCACCA